Molecule: messenger RNA, 2647 nt
Organism: Oncorhynchus nerka (sockeye salmon)
Lineage: Eukaryota; Metazoa; Chordata; Actinopteri; Salmoniformes; Salmonidae
Product: G-protein coupled receptor 39-like
Exons: 2
Coding region: 483-1772 (429 amino acids)
Biological process (GO): G protein-coupled receptor signaling pathway
Cellular component (GO): membrane
Molecular function (GO): G protein-coupled receptor activity
Source: RefSeq, a predicted model, not a curated record
CAGUGCCUGCUGUCAGAGUGCAGCUUGAAGCAUGGUCCAAGCCAUGUAAAUCCACUUUCUGGAAGAAGAACUGCACGGAUGACCUAUGGCUGCCUACAAAACUCAAGUCCUGCCACUUUGAGAGCUUAUUCACAGGGGUGUUUCUCGGAAAACCUGAAACGAGGAAGAAACUUUCUGGUAUGGCUAAUGUGAUCCUAAUAUUCUUCUGUGAUAUAGUUUAUCUGGGCAACCAAUUGGUCCAUGGUGAGAAAUGUGUUGUGUCGCAACAAACGUGGGAUAAUUUACUCUUAAAUCAAUCACAGUUUUAGACGAAGUUGUCUGAAAUCUUUUAUUUUAUCUCUGAAAAAUACAUUUCUCCCUGGCUGUUUGGAUUGGAUUUCCUCUUGGAAUUCAUUACAAAGACUCUGCCCUGCUGAUCUGAAAAGCUUUUUUAAAAAAGUAUAUAUUUGGAAAUCGAAGCUCUAACAGAUAAAUCCGUUACUAUGAAUGAGGGGGAGGCCGAGAUUUCUAAGGAGAAAGACUGGAAAGAUCUGGAGCCCAACUAUGCCAUUAAAAUCUUCCUCACCGUCCUGUACAGCCUCAUCCUGCUCACAGGCAUUGUGGGUAAUGGAGUCACCAUCCAGGUGAUGCAGGUGCUGCAGCAUAAUGGCUACAUGCAGAAGUACGUGACGGACCACCUGGUGAGCCUGGCGUGCUCCGACCUUCUGGUCCUCCUCAUAGGCAUGCCCGUGGAGCUCUACAGCGCCACAUGGUUCCCCUUCACCUCCACCUCGGGUGACGCUUCCUGCAAGAUCUACAAUUUCCUGUUCGAAGCCUGCAGUUAUGCCACCAUCUUGAAUGUGGCGACACUCAGCUUUGAACGCUACAUGGCCAUUUGCCACCCAUUCCGCUUUAAGGCCCUGGCAGGAGAGCGAACAGGGGGCCUCAUUGCUCUCGCCUGGGUCACGUCUGUGUUCGUGGCUAUCCCGCUGCUGUUCACCACGGGAAUGGAGGGCCACGUCAUAGAGCCAAACGUUGGGCCAGUCCAGAACCUGACAUUCUGCACCAACCUGAGGGAGAGGUGGGGGGUGUACAGGGCCAGUAUCUUUGUGGCGUUCAUCGUGUACAUGGUGGUGCUGGUCAGCGUUGGGGUCAUGUGUCGGGGCAUGAUCCUGGUCCUUCAGAAAACCAUGAGGCCCAUGGGAGGAGGGGUCAACGGAGCAGAGGGCACACCAAAACACGAGAGUGCCCGGGUCAAAGCCGCCAAGAAGCAAACCAUACUUUUUCUAGGUUUAAUAGUGGGCUCCCUCGCCGUCUGCUGGCUUCCCAACCAGGUGCGUCGCCUGAUGACCGCCGCCGUGCCCAAGUCCAGCUGGACCAUGCCCUACUUCCGCAGCUAUGUGGCGCUGCACCCUGUGGCCGACACCUUCUUUUACCUCAGCUCCGUGCUCAACCCCUUCCUGUACAACCUCUCCUCCAGCCAAUUCCAACAGGUCUUUGUCCAGGUGCUGCGCUGCCACCUCACCAUUGAGCAUGUCAACAAACGGACUCUGAGGAGCUCAGAGGAAAACUCGACCCGCUCGUUGCGGCCCCUGCUAAAGUCGCUGCGUUGUGGUCAUGGCGGCAGGUCUACUCAGACUCAGAGCAUGGAGUUCAAGAUGCCUACGUUCACUACCUUACAUAUUCCUAAGGACACUCCAGCUCCCAGCCCUGAGGAGGCCCUUCCCACAACCGAUGAAUCACUCUCGAUUUCGGUGCGAAAGGGAAAUGAGCCUGAUGAGACUGAAAUAUAAGGGGACGCAUUCGGUGCUUUGAAGAUGAUUCAAAUCCGAACGAGAUGAUCCGAUCACUAUCUGAUUGAGAUGUGUUGCUUCGACACAUGGUAAUAACAUUUAGUCCGUAUUGUGACCAGAUUCCCUGGUUCCCUCCCUGUAUGCAAAUUAAUCCAACCUGCCAAUAUGACACAAACUGUACAAAUCGACAAAACAGCGCAUUUUUACAGUCAAUAGUUUUAUACUCUCAUCAUUACAGCCUAAUUUUGUUAUCCACAGUUCAAGACAGAGGGCAAACCACGUCAUUUCAACGUGGAUAAUUGGGUAAUAUUUGGUUGAGACGUUGAUCAAUGAGAUUGCAACCUUUAUUCAUCCACUCCAAAGACAGUCAAAAGUUAGUUGAAUUUCCAGUGUGUUAUCACUAUGCUUUCAACCAUCUGCAAUCGGGUUCAUGUUAUCAAUCAACCAACCAGAGUUCCAAAGCCUGGGCCUAAAAUUGUGUAUAAAUUAUCAUUUUGCAAUGACAUCGAAGAUGUGAAAAAUAUUUGUUCGUCUGAUGAGUGUAAUGAGGAACAUCCUGAAUUUGCACUUGAAGCAUUUAUGAAACUACGUCUUCCAGUUAAUGAUAGGCGCCCAUCAAGAAACACUGUUAGAACUGAUAAAUCCCCAUGGCUAGAUGAUUCAAUGAAAAACUGUAUGUCUGAGGGGGAUGAGGCAAAGGGAAUAGCAAAUAAGUCUGACAACACAGCAGACUGGCAAACAUACAAUAAAUUGAGAAAUCACAUAACUAAACCGAAAGACGAAUAAACUAUACUAUGGAACAAAGAUAAAUGAUGUAAAGAAUGAUAGUAAAAAGCUCUGGAGAACUUAAAAUGAAAUUCUAGGCAAAAUAGCAA